AUGGUCCUCUACCGAGAGAAGACCUCGGUGUACGACAACGCCGCCCUCAUGGACCUCUACGGCAACACCAGUGGAGGACUGAGUGAUAUUGGCCUGUGCCUUGAUCACUGGGCAAACGGGCUGAUCAAUAGUGUCAAGGUCAGUGUCAUGGUAAUCCUUGGGGCCGUCCUGGUGGCCAGUUGCCGGUGGUCCAGACCGUUUGCUACAGGAUCCCGAGGACGAGCCACACCCGCUCUCAUCAGGGCCAUUUUGGCCUUCGGAAUUGUCGGAGGUGUUGGGGCCAUGGGGCCAUCGAGACCAACCCCUCGAUGCAGUGAGAGUUGGAGAAGACCUACAGACCUGGAGCUUUGGGCUGCGGGACAACAGACCUACCGGGAGCAAAUGAUAGCGGCGAACAACCGAGUGAUAUGGGAGAGACCAAUCUAUAGUGGAGGCUCCCACUCGGACAACAUCUAUGCCCACGGGCCACCACGACUUCCCGAAAACCCGCCGCUAUCACCAGACGAACUUGACGACGGCGAGGUGGAAUGGCAUGACAUUGCCGAGGACGAGGAGAGAACUACACAUAUCUCUUUCUGGGUCUCUUCUCCAUAUUGGGAGCCGGAGUCGCUCGAUGUGGCACUACAGUUCCCCAUCACCGAGCGACGUGUCACGGAGAUCAUUGCGGACUCGGUGCGGCACCUGCAACAUGACUGGUUGAAUGAUAUGGUCCCGACCUGGCCGCAGCUCAGUGCGGAUUAUGGAAGCUACAUCAUGAUCCCGUCCUGGGUCAGGGAGUCGGAGAAUACAACGGUCGUCCUGUUGGAUGGGCGGCGAUUCGACAAAGGGGUCUUUCCGAUGUACUUCCGAGGCCCCCUCACCAGAACGGCUGUAUUGCGGAUGCUGGACAUUGACCCCGCGGCACCGGCAGCUGUAUAUGUGGGAGGAACAAUGGUCCCUCUCGUAGAGGGCGAACAGUUUACGACCUGCCAGGGAAGCCUUGUACAAGUCCUUACCACCAGGGACAAUGUUGGAUGGCACGGUGCCAUAUCGGAACGUUUCGAAGACCCGAUGCUCUGGAACCCGGACACAGAACACCCUGCCAACAUCCUUGGACAGUACAUUGAGUUCCAGUCUGCCCACGCGAACUAUCUGCACAGGCUACACCGGCGAGACGACAGCACCCCCAUGGAAAUUGCCAGCGAGGCCUACGAUAUGCCCCCGCAGGCAUUCUGGCUCCGGGCACCUACGGAGAGACCAGAACGGCUAUGUCUCAGGGGCCGACGAGUUCACUCAGAGAUUGCUGUGGUUGAACAUGCGCAGCAUGAUCGUGAACAGGCAAAGAUCGUGAUCCUGGACCUCCGGCCUAUCGGCCUGUGGGUCCAGUGGGCAGUGGCCGACAACGGCAUCUUUGAGCCGGGCAUCUACUUGGAGGGCCUGCAGCUUGAAGUCGUGGAAGGAUACUCGCUAGUUGUCCACGGUGGUGUCAAACAAAGGAACCGCCGAUUGCUCAAAGUCGAUGACGGCGAGGUUCUAAAUGUCACCCUGGAGGAAACCAGGCAUCUUACGCCAGAAGAUGACAGUGACGGUUCUGACGGUGGCCUUGAUGAUGAGACAUCGGAGGGAGAGGACCCAAUGCCCAACUCCUCAGACCUUUCUGGCCCUGAUACACCACCGGUGGGACCAGGCCCUUUCGGACCACCACCGCCACAACCAGUCAACAGCAGGAGCCGAUCGCCUAGACGCGACCACCGCCCAGAAGAGGGCCCCGAGGAACCUUAUGUUGUGGCCCUCAGCAAACAUCUCCCACCAGUGGCCUUCGAGAUGGACGUGAACUGUAUCCAAAUGCCCCAUCGUCACGACCUGCUCAGCCGUACAUUUUGGACCUGGCCACCGAACUGGAUGCAGUACGAUAUCACAAAUCUUCCGCUGAAGGAGGCUACCAAAGGAGCGAUGCACCGCCUAGUGCACUGGAGCCAAGUCAUGGCGGCGAGAACUGACCAGCAGCGUCUCGAGGCCCACAUCUACACGGACGGCUCGUUCUAUGAAGCAAAGGGCCGCACCGUCCAAUGUGAUGCGAGUGAUGUGUGGGCAUUCGCAGCACCGCAAGCUCUCAAGGUUGAACAGAUUGCUGUUGCAGCAGCCUUGCUGUGGGUCGGACAGAGCCGGAUGAGCCUCCCACUGGACAAGGUCCUCAUCGCCUACGACUGUCAAGUGGCAGGAAUGGGGGCCACGGGCCACUGGCAACACUACGGCGAGUUUGGCGGCAAAGUGAGGGCACUGGAAGCAACGGUCGAGGAGAUGAUGUAUGGCACUUUGGAGAUGCACCACGUCAAGGCCCAUGUGGGCCAAGAGUGGAAUGAGCUCGUUGAUGUUGUGGCUAAAGCGUGUACCGAGCCUGGCCAUGAGAUCCCCACCGUGCCGGAUGAUGUGUGCCAGGCCUUUAUGGAUUUGGACAUGAGAUGGACCAUGAGCACCCUUCGAGCCGGACGCCUGCAGGACCUCAACGUGCAGGCGGGAGAAUGGCUUAUCACACCGGAACGUCAACCAGACAUGGCCAGCCCCCUCGGACCGGAGGACCUGAUCCCAAUGACCACCCGCCAGCCUCGCGAUGGUCGCAAGACAGCCCACAAGUUCAGUCUCAAGUGCCUGUCUGUCAACAUACAGGGACUCAAGGGCAAGCACCGCUACCUGGACGAGCAGUGGAAUUAUGGACAGUACCAGCUGAUCUUCAUCCAAGAGACCAAGGACGCUGAAGGCAGCACAGCGAGCUGCAACUACUGGAGAUUGGCGGCCCCCUCUCAAGCCCACUGGGGGACGGCGAUAUGGGUCAGCAAACAGUGGGGCUGUAUGACUGUUGACGACCAGCCCUUGAUGAUUGCGCCGGCGGAUGUACGGGUACGGUAUCAGGGACCAAGACUACUUGUCAUGGAAAUCACCAAAGGCGACCUCGUGAUCAUCGCUUUCUCCGCGCACAUCCCCCAUGCAGCAAAAGCAACUGAGAGGGAGGACUUCAUGAAAAAGCUGGAAGAACAGCUCAGGAGUGCACCGAGGGCGAACAUCACCGAAGGCGUUGUGGAUCGUCAAGUGAAAAAGUCUCGGAUGCGAGUGGUGCCGGAAAAGGGCAUCAAACAAGCGGGUCCACUCAGUCUGAGUGGAAAGAUGGGGAUCGUGCCCCGCCGCCGGGGAAUGGCGGCCAGGCGCGAGCUGGAGAUGAUGGUGGAGGUCGCCAAUCUCACGCCGGAGAUGACGACCCCUGGACCGAUGGAGCGGAUCCAUGGCAGCAGCGCCGCUGGAAUGACGGCGGCAGAUCCACCUGGAGCGCGACUACGGCGCCCACUACGGGAGACGACAGAUGGUCGUGGAGCCAUCAUCGAGGGAAUCACGAUCGAGGAGAAUGGAGGCGAGACUGGGACGCUGAUCAGCGAGGAGAUGGCUACUGGGCAGACGGACGCGAUGGAGGGUUUCGCGGACGCGAUCAGGGAGGCCAGCGAGGCGAUCCCUGGGCAGAUGGUCGAGACCGUGGACCGCGUGGCCCAGAUUCGGGAGUGCUUGGAGGCGCUCCGUGGGCGGAUGGUCGAGACCCUGGCCUUCGCUUACACGAUCAGGGAGACCUUUGCCGAUGGAAUGAUGGCCGUCAUCUUCGAUUACCCGAUCAGGGAGACCUAUGCCGCUGGAAUGACAGCCGAGAUCGUGGACAACGGCGGGUCACAAAGUGGAUGGCGAGGUUGGGACGAUGACCAAGGCCGCGGUCCCCGUCCCACCGAGAAGGUGAACGUCCCAACGUUCACGGCGGAGGAAUCUGAGGACCUCGGCAACUCUGCGCGAUCUUACUUGAGGCAGAUUGAGGUGUGGAAGAGAAUCACUAGACUACCAGUCAACCAGUUGGGCUUGAUCCUCUACCAACACCUUAGUGGGAAAGCCUGGAUUGCCGCCGAGGAGCUGUCAGUGCAAAGGCUCAGCUCCAAUGAAGGACUCCACUACUUCACGAGCUGGGUGUCUGCGAGGUUCUUGGACCUGGAGGUUGCGAGAAUAGGACGGGCCUUUUCAGACUUCUUUCGGAAGCUCCGCCGCCGCCCAGGUCAGACAAUCAGGGAGUACAACACGGAGUACGACAGACUCCACGGCCGCCUCAGGGAGGUCGGGUGCUCUCUUCCUGAAGAGUGCUCGGCAUGGCUUUACUUGGACCGCCUUCAGUUGGAUGAGCCUCAAGAACUUAACCUUCUUGCCAGUGUUGGAAACCGGUAUAGUUUGCACCACUUACAGCAUGCUGCAGUUCUACAUGAUCGUGGUCAAAGGAAGCCCUGGGAAGCUAACGCUAAGCCGAGGCGUACCAACUACACCCACAUGACGGACCACGACCUCGAGAGCGACGAGGAGGACCUGCUGAACGGCGAAGAGGGCAUCCCGGAGGAUGUGGCGGAGGCCUACGUGACGUACCAGUCCGCCAAGGACCGGUACCGCGCCCAGCAGCGCGGAAGAGGCCCGACUGGCGACAAAGGCGGAAGUCCCGAUGGCCAGCCACCGGGAGGAGCAGAACGGCGACCUGGAGAGAAGCGCAACUCGGAGCACGAGUCGAGGAUCAAGGCCAUGAAGGCAAAGAGCUUUUGCAGUGGAUGUGGCCGUAAAGGCCACUGGCACAAAGAUGAUGCGUGCCCUUUGAACAAGGGCGACAGCGGUGCGAAGGGCGAGACCGGGGCGAGUGUGGCCAUGACGACGGUGCUCCCGGCGGACGUCUUUGCCUUAAAGCACGUCCCGAACAUGUUGCUCGGGGUGGCGGACACGGCGUGUGCCCGAACGGUGGCGGGAACCCAGUGGCUCCAGUCCUACACGAACCUGCUGGAGGAGUUCGGGCGGAAGCCGGUGCUACAGAAAGAGUGCGAGGCCUACCGGUUCGGGACAGGAAAGGUCCAUUACAGCUCCUUCUACGUGAUCGUGGCCUUCAGACUUGGGGGUUUCAACAUCCAGGUGCGCACCUCCAUCAUCGCCGGCGACAUCCCGUUGCUCCUUAGCAAAACUGUGUUGGGCAAGCUUGGGAUGGUUUACGAUGUCCAGAACGGGAAGGCCGAUUUCAAGGCGAUCAACUUGAUGAACUACGAGCUCACGAACACCUCGUCUGGACACCCGGCAAUACCGAUCGUCCCUGUCGAUGUUCACUCUGGCGGAACGCCAAACCUACAGGUUGAAGACCUUCGACUUCAGCAGGCUGAGCAAUACAUGACCGUCUAUGCAGUAGCACACCAUGGACCCCAAGCCCCGAAGUAUUCCGGAAUCUUCUACGACAAGAAACUCGACCCGAGCACCCGAGACAUGUUGAGUCAGGACCGUUUGCAGCGCGACGUGUUUGUCACAUGGUGGGAGAAGUCGAAGUUUGAUCGUGACUUUUGGUUAGAGACACCUUACAUGUGGGUGAGAGUGCACCUUGUUCCUCGGAGGGCGAUGUUUAAUCCUUCUACCUGGCGUACGGGUUCAACAGUCCAGAGGGAUAUGCUGGUCUCUUCCAUUGGAGAUGUUCGCGUCACAGAGUGCGUCUGUUGCAAGACUGGUGGCUGGAUAGAGUCGACUGUAGACCGAUGGCUGCCAGGACAAAUCGAUCAGGCAUGCUCCACCAAGGUGCCGGUGAGCCGCAUGACCAAGGCGCAGUUGCUCCAGGAGGCGCUCAGAGUGGGAGCCACCGUUCACCACACGUGGACGGUGGUGGAGCUGAGGGCCACGAUCCGCGACCACGUCGACACCUUCCACGAGAAGACCCCGGGACAGAAGAUGAAAGGGCUCAGCUCGAUGAACUUACCGGACCUGAAGGAGAAAGCCCGCGAGAUGGGGGUGAUGGUUCCGGACAAGAUCACCAAAGGGAACCUACUUCGUCUCAUCAGGAGCACGGUGAGCACCGAGAGCGACACGGUCAUGACGAUCGGACGGUGGAAGGGGAGUCUUUAUCGGGAGAUACCAGACUCCUACGGCAGCUGGGCGGCGGCGGAGGUGGCACGUUCCCAGAACAGCUCACCCGAGCUGGCGAUGUUCGCCCGAUGGUGGCAAGCCCAGCAGCUCAACAAGUCGGCGACGGCCGAGAUCCUGGACGAGGACAGCGAGGCGGAGCCCAAGGCGAGCACCCACAAGACCUCAACGCCAUCGAGGGGAUCGUGGGACGAGGUGAGCAUCGUGAACGACAAGACGCCGGACAAGGGCUACCCGGCCCAUCGUGGGAAGGGGAACACAAAGGCAACGCCGAAGCGUCUCAACUGGGAGGCGGAAGAGAAGGCCGAGAAGAUCAUGGAGGCGGAGCCGAGCCCCGAGGCGUUAGCGGCAGUGAAAUUCGAUGUGGGGCCUCCCGGCCCCACGUGUGGCAUCGGCUGCCAUCGACAGCGAAAGUGGGAUGUGGCGUGCUGCGGUGAAGUAUGUGACGAAGACCGUAUAUCUGAGGUUGAGUAUGUGCGGGGCUACUAUAAUCAAGCCGUGAACUUCAGCACCACCCACGAGCCAGUGAGGAAUGACGGCGAUGCCACCGGCCUCUCCUUUGUGAAGGCUCACGACAACAUGCACAACGAUCGUCGGGAUGGAGUUCGAAAUCCUUGCCCACUACGUUUCGGUGACGAGUCUUUCCCUUGGGAAGAUCACUCGUUUGAGGCCUGUCAAAGACUCCUCGGAUCUACGUUCACACCCAACAACUCGGCUUCGCUGAGGCCGAUCCAACGAGGAGAAGGAGGCGAAGACGGCGAGCUCUACCUCACCGUCGGGAUGUACACCCACGGCGGCGUGCACGGGAUCACCCGCGCAACCAAGGACAGCGACGCCAUCGUCCGCUACCUCAAUCACUUUGGGAAACGGCACCUUGGCGAGCAGGCUACGUGGUCUUCCAUAUCCAUCACAAAGAAUGUCUCUUGCGAUAUCCACCGCGAUUCCAACAACCUGCGAGGAUCCCAGAACUACUGCGCGACGUUUGGACAGCGAGCCGGCGGGGAACUCUGGUUGGAAGAGGAGAUUGACGAGGACGGUGCCGGCGACAAGGAGAUUGUGUGGAAGCGUGAUAGGACUGGGUCCUGGGUUCCUGGUAGGCACCACAACACAAAGAACGACUUCGUCGCCUUCGACCCGUUCCUGCGACAUGCCACCAAGGAGUGGCAGGGAGAGCGAUGGUGCAUCACUUACCACACCGUGCGGGGGGCGAGCGAGGUCGGGAACGAGAUCAAGAAGUUCCUCAGGCGAAGUGGUUUUCCUUUGCCGCGGCUUACCAAGCCCGGCAAGACGACUACGAGACCCAAGCCAGCAAAGAGUGAAAGAAAAUCGAUUAUGAAUGCCGCCGGGAAGAUCAGUGUUCUGAUGGCCACCUUUAUGGCAGCGGCGGCUAGCUACGUGAGUGAGGUACAGGAGCCCAAGGCGGAGUACGACCCGAUCGUGAUGAUGGAGAUUGGCGGCUACGAGGGCACCUACGAGGCAACAGCGCUGAGCAAGAUGGUGAUCGAGCCGAUCAUGUGGAAGGACUAUGAGGACCCGGAGGUCCAAGAGAAUGCCCACCACUUCGUGAAGGGCGCGAGCCCAAAGGAGCUGCGGAUCCACCUGGACGGCAUGCCUGCAAAGGUUGAGGACGCGAUCGAGAACCUGAUCAAGGACCAAAUCCACGAGGCAGGAGAUGUUGUUCUACGAGGCAGCGAAUUACGUUUGUGGGAGACUAAGUUCGUCGACUACGUGAAGUACAAGAACGGUGCCAAUGGCGACCACUGGCUCCUACUGGGACGUCCCAAAAGGGACGGAACUACGGUGAGCGGCUUUCCACGGCCGCACGAAGUGUGUAUGGUCGGCCAUGACGGCGAUGAAAAGAAGGCCAUCAAUCUCGAUGGGACGGGCAUCACCUUUGAUGAUGGGGUUCCGGGAAUCCUACAGAGCUCGUUGCGGAGGCUACACCAGAAUUUGGGCCACCCCAGGGGGGAAGACCUGUGUCGUCAUCUCAGACUCGCAGGGUGUGAGCCGAAUGUGAUCAAGGCCGUCAAGGGCAUGAAGUGCGAAACUUGCCAGGCAUCUAAGCACGCUCAGAUUGCGCGGCCCACUGCAAUGCCCCGACUGCUUGACUUCAACUCCUGCGUCGGGGUUGACAUCUUCUACGCCCACGACGCCCUCGACAAGCGCCACGCGUUCCUCACUGUGGUUGAUUGGGCCACCACCUACCAGGCCGUUAUGAAGCUUGAGCACGAGGAUGGCCCUUCAGUCGAGAGGGCCUUCAACACAUGCUGGCUGACACCAUUCGGGCCACCAACCACGGUGUCCCUCGACCUCGACGGCAAGGUACAAGCUGGACUCGGUCGCCUAUGUGAUUGGCACAACAUCAAGAUGAAAGACGUUGCCGCCCAAGCUAAAUGGCAAGGGGGGGUGACCGAGCGCCAAAUCGGAUGGUUCAAAGGUAUUUGGGAACGCGUUGUUCACGAGCUCAACAUCGAGGGCGAGGAGGCCGAGUUAGCUGGAGCUCUGGUGUGCGCGGCGAAGAACGACUUGAGGAGGAGGUGUGGGCACAGUCCCACACAAUGGGUCCUCGGGAAGUCACCCCGCAUUCCCGAAGAACUCUGUGAUCCUGAUUCCGGAGGUACCGUGACCUGGGAUCUGACGGAGGACUCAAAGUUCCAGAGAGCAGCGGCUAUCAGGGCGAGCGCCAGAGUGGCGUUCCACCAAGCCCAAGGAGAUGAUCGACUACGGCGAGGACUACUACAUCGGGCCAGGACAGCCAAGGCCACUUAUGAGGUCGGGGAGCCGGUGCAUUACUGGGACCAGCCCAAAGACCGAAGGCGGCCUCACUGGAUUGGGCCGGCAGUCAUCGUCGGCCGCCAAGGCGGCAACUACUGGGUGUCCAGAAAUGGACGCUGCCGGCUUACAGCGCCGGAGCACUUGAGAAGCUCCGGGCCGGAGGAGAUCGGGGAGUUCCUCACCAUGAGAGGGGUCAGAACCGAGGUCAACAAGCUCUUGGCUAUGGACCUGGACGACCCCGACACCUAUAUGGACGUCGACGGCGAGGAAGGGGACCGCGCUGGGACGAUCGGAGACGACUACCGCGAGAGUGUCAAGAGGAAGGACGACGGAGAAGACCACCUCUCCGAGUACGAGCCUUCGGAGGACGAGAUCGUGCUCAGUGGCGACGAGGCCAUGCCAAUGGACGGCGGCCCCGAUGCCACCCUGGAACAUGUACUACCUCAACGCCGUCUCCGACGUAAGACCAGAAGACAGGAUGUUCAGGCCAAUCCAGGCCAGGUUCUGCUCACCCACAAGGCCCUUACCCAGAGAGGCCAAGCGAAGAGGCAAGAGAAAGAACUACGUUGGUCAGAGAUACCGGAGAGUGCCCGACCCUUGUUCAAAGAAGCCGAGAAAGUCCAAUGGGAAGAACACCUGAGCUACGACGCCCUGGAGCCACUUACGAGCGAACAGUCCAAAUGGGUCCGGGCCAACGUUCCUUCCUCCAGGAUUCUGCCGUGCAGGUGGGCCUACCGCGACAAGAACUGGGCAGCCAGAAAGAGCGCAGAACAAGCUGAAGGUGAGAGCGAACCCAAAUGGAGAUGCAAGAGCAGGUUGGUUAUCGGAGGGCACCGCGAUCCCGACUUGGGGGUCAAAGACCUGGACACGGACGCGCCGACUUUGUCGCGUCCUGGGCUACUUUGCCUGAUGCAGCUCCUAGCCAAUGGUUUAAAGAAGGAGGACCCUUGGACUGCCGCCGCCGGGGACAUCCAGUGCGCCUUCCUCACGGGCGGCUACUUGACUAGAGGAGAGGACCUCUACCUACACCAGCCGGCGACUGGGUUCCCAGGCCUUUUGCCGGAUCAGCUGAUCCGCAUCAAGAAGAAUAUCUUCGGACUGGCUACGUCACCGCAUGAGUGGUGGAUGGACCUGCAGGCCGGAAUGCUGAAGGUCAAGAUCGACUACGAAGGUGCCGUCUACUCCUUUGAGCCGUGCCCGCUUGACCCAUGUAUAUUUGCACUGCGCAAAUUGGAAGGCGAGAAGCACACUGGAAGGCCCAUAGGGUAUGUUGGGACACACGUCGACGACCUUCUGGUCAUCGCCGGCAAGAAGGUGAACAAGCUCAUCCAGGCAGGCCUGUCGGAAGCCUUCCCGGUGGACAAGUGGGAAGAAGGACACCUCGACUACGUCGGCACGGAGAUCCUAUGCGGAGAAGAAGAGGUGAUGGUCACGCAGAGAAAGUAUGCCGCUACGAGACUAUUUACCCUGGACAUCCCCAGGGGAGUUGACGAUGAGGACCUGGCGGGCCCGGAGCUGAUUGCGGACAACCAGUCCUUGAUAGGGGCUUUGUCGUGGCUGUCAUCUCAGACGCGCCCCGACCUCACCUGCUCGGUGAGUUUGGCGCAACAACUCCAACGACAGCCGACGAUAGCUGACUUGAAGUUUACCAACCAGAUCUCCAACCGCGCCACUGCCUACAAGGAGCAAGGCCUACGCUUCCGACCGCUGCCGGAGGACUUUGGGGUGAUCGUCUACCACGAUGCGGCAUGGGCGAACGCUCUCGACGACGAGGCCGAGGACGAGCACUUCCGUUUGAGCGAGGAGGACAAGGUGACCGGCUUGAUGACGGAGGGUCCCUUUGGCACCAAGCGCGAAAGAAAGGCGAAGCGACAGAAUUCCAAGGUGGCUUCGCAGAUUGGUGCCUUGGUUUUGUUCGCAGACAUGCAGUCCGUCAAGGGGGGGAUCGGCAACUUCUCCAUUGGAGAUUGGCGUUCACGAGCUGGCCAAAGAGUUUGCCGAUCAACCUUCGGAGCCGAGACGCAAGCCUGCGUUGAGGGAGUCGAAGGGGCCCAGUACAUGCGGUCCUUCAUCGAGACCUUGAUGACCGGGGAACUCGUGAUGGUCGAGGCAGCUCGGGCCCCUCUUCUAUGCCUGAGCGAUUGCAGAUCCCUGUUUGACCAUAUCCACAAACAGGGCAUCCCGAGGGUGCCUACAGACCGACGGCUCGCCAUAGAUUUGGCGGCUUUGAGACAAAGCCUCAAAAAGGAACAGUGGGCAAACAAGCUGCCAUUAGGAUGGGUCCCCAGCCACCUCCAACACGGGGACGUUUUGACAAAGCCCGGGGAUCCCGGAGUAUGGUGGGACGCACAGGCCGCCAAACUGGCGGUACCCAUCAGCUUGUCAGAGGCGAACAUCACCGAAGGCGUUGUGGAUCGUCAAGUGAAAAAGUCUCGGUGCGACGAGGCCCGGGAUGGCAGUGCUUGUGUAGACCCCUUAGAGUUUGUUAGGGAGAGCGCCACCUUCCAGCAUGCGCUGGGCCAUCGUCAUCGCAUUGACUUCUUGAUGGUGGGUGGAGAAGCCCAUGUCACAACUGCCUGUAGCUGGGUAGAGCAUGAACUGGACCUGGCGUCCCAACGAGAUGAUCACUGGGCGGUUGCCAUGCAGCUUGGUGGCUACACAUCAUGGCGAUCGCGCCCGAGAGGCUUGGCCAAGCCUAAGUAUGACCGCCACAAGAUGAUGACGACCGAGGGCCGGGCGAUCCUGGCGAAGGCUUGGAAAGCCUAUCAACCUCCGCCGUGGUGGGAGCACGUUGACAUACAUUGCCGUCACAUGCAGAACUACGUCCUGGACGUCCUCAACCGGCACUUCACGAUCGAGCAGGGCCGCCCACGUGCCAGAUACAUCACGGAUGAAAUCUGGGAAUGGCCGGCCAAAAAGAUGCGGUUCAAACAGAAAGUCCAGCACAGGAGGGGCCUAUGGAAGGAGCUGGUGGACAAAGCGUUUCAACAAUGGCGAGGAGAUGGAGUACAAGGGCUGGAAAAGCUGAUGCAGACGGAUUGCCUGCUCUACCAGCUCGCUUCCACAGCCAUUGGGGUGAUCACACAGAGGAUCAAGCGGGCAAUGACCACCAGCAAAAACGACCACCUCCAGCAGAUUGUGACCACUGGCCCACAAUCGGCAUGCCAGCUCCUUCGUCGAGUACGUGGAAUUGGCAUUGGUGGCAAGCGAGCAAACUCGGGCCGCCGACCGCUACCAGCCCUGGUUGAUGGAGACGGCAAGGUGGCAAACAGCCAGGAGCAACAUGACACCAUAUGGCUCAACCACUUUGCUGAGCAAGAGUGUGGUACCUGUAUGCGUGUCGAGGACUACCUGGCAGAAAAGGACGGGCCGCGAAUGGCCCAAGACGCCAUCCAAUGGCAUAUCGACGAGUUGCCAACCCUCCAAGAGGUCGAGACGGUCCUGAGAUCAGUCCCGGUUGGAAAAGCCUUCGGCUUGGAUUUGAUCCCUGGAGAAGCCCUGGUGGCUUCGCCGCCGGAUGCAGCGGCCAUGCUACAUGCAUUGAUGGUGAAGGCCGCUGCUGGCCUGCAACAACCACUGCAGUGGCGCGGAGGCGCCAUCCACUCAGCAUGGAAGGGAAACGGGGAUAUGUCCCUCACCAGCAACCACCGGUCGUUGUUCAUAUCGAGCGUGGUCGGCAAGACAUAUCACCGCCUACUCCGGAACAAAUCGGGGAAAUACCUGCAGGCGGAGCUACACGAGAUGCACCUCGGUAGUAAGGCUCGAUGCCCCAUCACGUUCUCGACGCUCUACAUCCUGAGCCACAUGAGACGGUGCCGCGCAAGAGCCCGCUCAGGAGGAGUGCUGUUCUUGGACACGACCGCGGCCUACUACUCCGUACUACGGGAAGCCGUAGUGGGAGAUAUCAGGUACGAUGAGACGAUCGCCCGGUUGAUGAAGAGGUUCAACAUGGACGCGGAUGACAUGCGAGAGCUAUGGCAAGUCAUUCACAAUGGAGGGGUCUUGGGUGAGGCAGGCGCCCCAGCCGCCAUCCGUGCCAUGAUCCAGGACGUACACCACCGUACUUGGUGCGUCUCAAAGCACACAACUGGCAGCACCCUCGCCACCACGUACGCUGGAAGCCGGCCUGGUGAAUCUCUGGCGGACGCGAUCUUCGCUUUCAUUUAUUCGAGAGUGAUUGGUCGGGUCUUCGAAGUGGCACAUGGGGAGGGCCUGCUCAGCGAGGUGGGGUACGAUGAGCACAGUGGUGCUUUUGGAAAGCCUCGUAGUGGCACGGAGGUCGUCCUGAGGCCUAACUUACGACGCGGCAAGACCAUGGCCAUUGUGUCGGUCGUUGGCCAGGGCUCCUCAAAAGCUCGACAUGAGUUCUUUGACCAUGGCCGCCCAGUGCUGCAAUUGCAAGAUUUGCAACUGGAGGUGGGCAUCGCCCCACAAUAUGUCCACCUGGGUGGUGUGGUGGACACAGGCUGCACCAUGAAGCCAGAGAUGAGACGCAGAUUGGCCCAGGCCGGGGCAGCCUAUGAGGCUGCGCAAGGACUGUUGUUCAACAACAAAAGACUCCCGGUGACUACACGGGCCCAACUGUUCCACACCACCAUCCUCUCGACCUUCUACAACCUUGCGAUCUGGACACCGGCAGGCCCGGCAUGGGAACAGAUGGCAAGUGGUUAUACAAGGAUCCUGAGGAGAUUGCUGGGACCCAACGUGGGAUGGCAACGAGUGUACCGAAUACCGGGCCCAUUUGUCCACCUGGCGACUGGACAGUGGCGUCUGGAACAUGAAGCCGUCAAGAGCCGAAUGAGCCUCCUGACGGCAAUGACAGGAAACGGCCCGACGGCGCUCUGGGCCAUCCUACAACAAGAACAGACAUGGCUCCAGGUGAUCCAGGACGACCUCCAGCAAGUCGCCACGGAGUACCCGGAUCUACCAAGAGCGCGGGAUGCAGAGUGGGCCAACUGGGUCGACUACCUGCAGAAGAGCCCAGGUCAAUUUAAGGCCAGGGUAAAAAGGAUGCUCCAGAAGCAACAUGACCGGCAAUGCCAGGACGAAACUCAGCAGGUCGGUCUGUGGGGUCUAUAUCGUCGUGCUGUUCGUGACCUACCGGGCUGGGAGUGCGAGUCAACAUGGAGCUGCCGGAUGUGUGAGAAGCCAUUCAAAUCCAAAGGUGGGCUUGGGGCCCACAUGUUCAAAGCCCACAGGAGGAUGGCAACAUACAGGAGCUGUGUGGUCGGAACUGCAUGCAAAGCCUGUGGGCGAGAGUUCUGGUCUACGGCACGGCUUGCAACCCACCUCAGAGAUGCCCCUGCCUGUGUUAACGCACUGCGAGCUGCAGGGAUGACCACGGAAUCCGUGAAACCAGGGAUGGGCAGUCGUGCUGCGCGCCAGGCCUACACGGAGGAGUACAACCUCGCCCCGACUGGGAGGAUAAACGACACCCUUGUGGCCCCCGACGAGGUCAAAUGGCCGGACACGCAAAGGGAUGCGUACAGACAGAUCUGCGAGGAGUUGCACCAGUACGCACACUGGAGCAAGGAGGAGGAGGUCAGGUGUGGCAUCCUGCGGGUCCUCAAGCAAUUCCCCCUGUACUUCCUGGAGGAGCAGGAGAUCGUGAUCCGCCUCGGGACGGACCUCGAGGAGCUCAAGAAGGCGGAGAUCUGCGAUCCCUGGAGUCCGGAAGUCUUUGCUAUUGUCUACGCAGCAGUCAUGGAGGCGGACGUGUGGCUACAGCCGUACUAUGUUGGUGACGGCGAGUGCACCGACACGGCCAGCUACGAGAGCUCUCUCCGACGGUUCCUAGGUGGAGAGAAGCCAGACUGGGGCGAGGUGAUCCAGGCGAGUCGUGAGAAGUGCGGGACCCUAGCAUGCAAACUGUUUGAACUGGAUGGAUCCUGGGAAGCAGAUGAAGGACCAUCUAGUGGUGCGUGUGCUACAUCUGCCGCGCUAUACGACCCGCUGUGUUUUGUCCCCGGAGCUAUAGUGACGUUAUGGCAGCAGGUCUGCAAUGGCCAGGUCAGUGCUGUCUCGGCGUCUGAAAAGUUCUGGAAGAGCCCCUACGGCCCCGUGUUCCGGGCCCUGCGGGCUGAUGUGCAGAAAUAA
Symbiodinium sp. CCMP2592 is the source of this 14805-nucleotide messenger RNA. Lineage: Eukaryota; Dinophyceae; Suessiales; Symbiodiniaceae. The record is from the annotation of a GenBank genome assembly.